GUUGUUUCUGCCCUGGCGCAUUGAGGCCGGCAGGGCGCACGCUUUGUUUGUGGAUCUGUGAAACGGGGUUUAACCAGAGGGGCCAGUGUGCGCGGCGUGUGUGAGUGUGUUUGUGUGUAGGUAUAUGUGCCACAUCUGUUGCGCACCGGGGGUGACAGUGAAGACAUCAGGGCUCGCACAUCACGUUCACGACUAGUUCAAACUUGAACUUGAGGGCAUCAAGGGCAGGAAAUAAUAACGCGCGGUGACACGACGUGAACAGGGAAGUGACUGAAUCCACCCUGGCUUUCUGAGCGAGUGAGAGUUUACGGCUCGGUACGAAGAACUGGCCUUGGUUCCAGGACCAGUGGGACAGGGGCAGCGAUACAGUGGGUGAUGGAGGGAGGACGUGCGGAGUAACACUUACUGGAUGAGCUGCUUUCCACUCAAGAGGAAGAAGAGAAGGAGCCCAGCGCUUAUCACUGUUGUGAAAUCUGCCUUAAACUGAAGCCCUGCUUGAUCAUGGCCCAGUGGCAACACAUGUCCCAGCUUAUCCAGCGCCUGCCUGAUGACAUCGUCAACAACCUCUAUCCCCCAAACCUCUUCCCCAUUGAAGUCAGACACUUUAUAGCUGAAUGGAUUGAGAACCAAAGAUGGGACGACUUUUCGCCGGAGAAUGUGGAGCAAGAGAGCCAGGCCCGAGCUCUUUUGGACCAGAUCAUCAUCAUGUUGCAGCAGAAUGCUCAGCAGAAUGCGAAUGUGGUGGUCAAGAUGAAGUUGAUGCAGAUCAGCAGGUCCAUGACUGGGUUUCAACGGCAGCCACUACAGUUUGCAGUGCUCGUCAGGGACGUCCUCAGGAAGGAGCGGGGUCUGCUCAACACGCCCACUCAGAUCCCCAGCCCUCCCGCAUACCAGUAUGAGAGUGGAGAACCGUCGUUCCCCAACAUGCAGGAUGUGGACCACCUGGUUCUGAAGGUGCUGGAGGUCCAGAACAUUCGACAGAAAAUGCACCAGCUCCAGGAAGAGCUCAACUGGGAGAGACAGAACUAUGAGGGUUUACAAGGGCCAAUCCAGCAGAACGGACUGGAUGCCAAAAAAUCUGAAAUCCAGAAACACAUCCAGCAGUUGGAGUACAAUGUGAAUGCAAUGGCCACGAAACGCUUCCAGCUGCUGCAGGAGUGUGUGGACUGUCUGGACCAGUGUCAGGUCCGACUGCUCAGCAGGCUGAAGGCGUGGAGGUGGGAGCAGUGCAAGGCCGCCAUCGGACAGCCCUUUGAUGAAAACCUCAACCCCCUGCAGACCUGGUGUGAGCAGCUUCUUGGGGUGAACGGUAACCUGCGACAGGAGUUGAUGCUGAUAGUGGAACACAUCCCAGAGCUCCAGGAACGACUGAGGCAACUUCAACAGGUUCUGAUUCAAAGCUCUCUUAUAGUGGACAAGCAGCCCCCGCAGGUCAUUAAGACUCAGUCAAAGUUCUCCACCACUGUGCGAUAUCUGCUGGGGGAGAAAGUGGCUCCUGGGAAGCCUGUGGUGCUGAAGGCGCAAAUCAUUAAUGAACUGCAGGCCAGGAACCUGGGCAGUGUCCCUGGUGAUAAUGUCGGGGAGCUGAUCAACAACACGGCCAUCCUAGAACACAACACAGCCAGCAAGAGCACAUGUGCUACCUUUAGGAAUAUGUCCAUCAAGAAGAUCAAGAGAGCCGACAGAAAGGGAUCAGAGUCUGUGACAGAGGAGAAAUUUGCUCUCCUGUUUUCCACAGAGAUCACCAUCACAGGCUGUGACACUCCCUACAGGAUACAGAUGAUCUCGCUGCCGGUGGUAGUCAUUGUCCACGGAAGUCAAGACAACAACGCUCUGGCCACCAUCAUUUGGGACUGUGCUUUUUCUGAACCAGACAGAGUGCCGUUCGUCGUGCCGGACCGCGUCCCCUGGAGGAUGAUGUACAGUACUCUCAACAGUAAAUUCACCUCUGAGGUCCAGACGAAGCACAACCUGGACCCCUACAACCAGCACUUCUUGGCCCAGAAGAUAUUUGACAAGCCUGACUUUUCUGACGACUUCAGCAACAUGAUGGUUUCCUGGGCCCAGUUUAAUAAGGAGGUUCUCCCGGGUCGACCUUUCACUUUCUGGCAGUGGUUUGAGGGAGUAAUGGACCUGUCCAAGAAGCACCUGAAGAGCUACUGGAGCGAAGGGCUGAUAUUUGGUUUCAUUGGGAAGCAGCAUCUCCACCUGAUUCUCCAAGACAGGCCCAACGGGACGUUCCUUCUUCGCUUCAGUGACUCAGAGAUCGGAGGCAUCACCAUUGCUUAUGUGUCUGCUACUGAGCAUGGGGCCCAGAAAAUUCAGAAUAUCCAGCCCUUCAACAAGAGAGACCUUGAGAUCCUCAGCCUUGGUGACCGCAUCCGUGACAUCAAUCACAUAACUCACCUGUAUCCUGAAUUCCAUAAACAUGAAGUUUUUAAAAAAUUCUACUCAGAGCCUCAAACAUCACCCAGUGGGGGUUACAUCCCGGUGACACUGCAAACCAAAAUCGGCGUUGAAGCUCGCUCAGCGAUGCCCCCUCCGCGCAUGGCCGAUAACUUCCCUGGGCAACAGUUCCAGCAGGCGUUCAGCCCGCAGGACUCGAUCGCUCAAGACAUGGACACUGCAACUAAUUCCGAGGUGGAGUUCAGCCCAAACCCUCCUGUUGUCUUCCCAGAGGAUCUUCCCAGAGGUAACGACAUGGACCUGGAUUUGGACAGACUUCUCCGGACACUGGAUGAAUAACAAGAUGUCCCAUCAAAACUCUUGUGGAAGGGCAAAGCAGACGUCAAAGAGAGACCCGAGACAAACUCAUAUGAACCUACUUAUCAUCAUAUAAGAUAAAGUGUUUGUGCAGACAUUCUUCCUUCACUGUCAUUUCCCAUCUACACCUUCAUCUGCCUCUCUUCAGAGACAGAUUUUAUGUCUCUGGGACUCUGAGCUGGAGGAAGCAUGGAAUCGUUUUGUGGGCAAGUAAAACUGAGAACAAACCAGAAUGAAAAACGCAGUCAUUGCUGUCUUCCGGCCUUCUGUGCUUUGUUCUGCACUUUAAAAAACAACCACUUUGCUCUCUAUUCCCUGAUGCUGGGUUUGUGGCUGUUGAUUUCUUUGAUACAUUUGUGUGAAUUCCGGAAAAAAAGUGGAUUACUGUAUUGAUUACAGCGCUUUUACAACAGUGACUAAUUCUAUGUGAUAGCUGACAGUGUGAUGUUCAUUGAAAGAUAAAGGUUAAAAACAGAACAGUGAGCUGGUGGAGAUUAUAUUUCAGGGUAUGAAUCUUAUCACAUGAGCACAUGUUAGCCUUUGUGUUUGUUGCAUAUUUGAAUGUCAGCUUUACUGUAUAUAACUCUCCUUGUGAUUGGAAAGCUUGAGAAGCCUCUGCUAUAUUAUGUUAUUUCAGUCAGUUACACAGUGAUGAACAGUAUGCAUGGUUAAUGUUUCAUAGCUCAGCUAUGGGUCAAUAAAUGUUUAUAGCUCUAACCUAUGCUGUGGUAUAGUGAGGAUAAGAAACAUGAUAGGAACGUUUUUCACUGAAAAUUAAAAUGAAAGUGAUGAUAAUGGUGGCAGGCAUCAUUUAUAUCAUAUUAGGUCAAUUAAUGUAUCAACUAUACCAUCAAGAGAGCACUUAUAAAUAUUACAUAUAAAAAGGCUUUGCUCGAUAUUUUAAUUUUAAUUUCUCCUUGCUUUCUGCGAUUCAGUCUGUGUCCAGUGAUAAAACUGUGAAACCCAA
Messenger RNA from Platichthys flesus (European flounder), 3730 nucleotides. RefSeq names its product signal transducer and activator of transcription 6, interleukin-4 induced (gene stat6). Gene Ontology annotation, molecular function: RNA polymerase II cis-regulatory region sequence-specific DNA binding; DNA-binding transcription factor activity, RNA polymerase II-specific. The transcript is spliced from 20 exons. NCBI's taxonomy places the organism in Eukaryota, Metazoa, Chordata, Actinopteri, Pleuronectiformes, Pleuronectidae. Gene Ontology annotation, biological process: regulation of cell population proliferation; regulation of transcription by RNA polymerase II; cytokine-mediated signaling pathway. Bases 502 to 2745 code for a protein of 747 amino acids. The record is from RefSeq and is a predicted model, not a curated record.